GCCGGCCCCUGAUUGGCUGGCCGCUUCUGCUGCCUGGCGCGUAGGCUCGGUUCCGCUCCUCCCGUCAGAGUCCGCUUACCGACGCUUGCCCAACGCUGGCCCGCCGCAGCAUCCUGGAAGCGGCGGCGGCUGGAGCAGUGUGGACUCUCCAGGUUCUGCACUCAUUUGAUGAUAACUCCUGACUCCAGCUGAUUGAGGUUCCUGUUGUGUCUUAGUGCACUGUUUCGAUUGCUGGGGCUAAGAUGGACCUUGUUCUCAGUGCCGCAGAUUAUUAUUUUUUUACACCAUAUGUAUAUCCAGCCAGAUGGCCAGAGGAUGACAUCUUCCGACAAACUAUUAGUCUCCUGAUUGUGACAAAUCUUGGCGCUUAUAUCCUUUAUUUCUUCUGUGCCACAUUGAGCUAUUAUUUUGUAUAUGAUCAUUCAUUAAUGAAGCAUCCACAGUUUUUAAAGAAUCAAGUGUAUCGAGAGAUUAAGUUCACUGUACAGUCAUUACCCUGGAUAAGUAUCCCCACUGUUGCAUUGUUCCUGCUAGAGUUGAGAGGUUACAGCAAAUUAUAUGACAACAUAGGAGAGUUUCCAAGUGGUUGGUUUCACCUCAUUGUCAGUGUCAUCUCCUUCCUCUUUUUCACCGAUAUGCUGAUCUACUGGAUUCACAGAGGCCUUCAUCAUAGACUUGUAUACAAGCGUAUCCAUAAACCUCAUCACAUUUGGAAGAUCCCCACUCCAUUUGCAAGUCACGCUUUUCACCCAGUGGAUGGCUUCCUUCAGAGUCUACCUUACCAUAUAUACCCUUUUAUCUUUCCGUUACACAAAGUGGUUUACUUAGGUUUGUACAUCUUGGUUAAUAUCUGGACCAUUUCCAUUCAUGAUGGUGAUUUUCGUGUCCCCCAGAUUUUAAAGCCAUUUAUUAAUGGCUCAGCACAUCAUACAGACCACCACAUGUUCUUUGACUAUAACUAUGGACAGUACUUCACACUUUGGGAUAGAAUUGGAGGUUCAUUCAAAAACCCUUCCUCCUUUGAGGGGAAAGGACCACUUAGUUAUGUGAAGAAGAUGGCAGAAGAAAAAUGCAACAGCCCUACAGAAAAUGGUUGUAAAAAUGAAAAAUUAUGCAAUGGAGAAUUUACAAAGACUAAGUAAUUAUUGCCCAAUUAUUCUUAAAUAUUUUUAAUAAGGAAAAAUAAUCUACACACAGCCAAGAUACACAGCAAGUAAUUGGUAUCAUUUGAAAAUCAGCAUUGUGUGUUCGGCUAAGGAAUGGUGACAAAAGUAGGUCAAAGAAAGAUGGUGUGACCAUCAAGAUUAGAGUCUCAUGCUUAAAAUACAAGAUGCUGGCCCAGGGGACAAUUUUUGUCUUUGCAGCCAGCAGAUCUGUAGUUUGAUUAGCCUCAAGAACAAUUCUAAAUAAGAUAGAAAAUAUACUACUAAGGGGAAUAGGCUAUAUCCUUUUGCCUUAAUCCACCUGUAUUCAUUAAGAAAAAUUCAUUGUGCUUAAUAAUACAAGGCUAAGCACCAUAACCAAAAAAUACUAAUAUAAAGAUGGUUCCUUGUUCCAGGAAUGGUUAAGUCUUCAGUGUUGGUAUGAUAAUGAAUAUUCAUAGGACUUUGUUCAAGUGGAAAUGUCAGUGUGAAAAAGAAAAUUUGAUAUAUUAGAUAGCUAUGUCAAUAAUUUAAUGGCAGAUAUAAUAAAAUGAUUAUCUUCCUAUACAUAGGAGCCUCAUUUUCUGGGACACUGUCAAAUAGUCCAUUAUACUGAUGAAUAAAUAAAUGGAAAUUUUUAAAAAAAUCAAUUCUACCAUGAUUUAAUCCAGAUAUGGGAUUAUUUAGCUAGAGAAAUUGAUGCUUCUCAUUUAAAAACAUUAUUUAAUAAGUAUAAAAAAUGGAAUCUGAAUAUAGUUAGAGAAAUUUGAUGCCAAAGUAAUAUAUUUGGCACUACUGAUUUUUUAAAAUAAAAUUUAUGCACUGCACUUUUGAUAUGUUUCAAAGUUACAAAUCCAUCAUUGUUUAUAAAAGGAAGUAAUUGCCAAAUAUUUAGGUCUUCUUCUGAAGAUUUGUUUUGAAAUCUGAUUCUCCUAUUUCUCUACUUUCCCCCAUUGCCUCUGCAAAAAGGCUUAACAAAUACUUUCAUAAAGAAAUGUGUGUAUUGUAACAUAAAUAUAUUGGAAAAACAUGUUUUGUAAAGGCAUUCUACUAGCUGUUUAUCAAUCAAUAAAAGUUGAUCAUCCUAUUAUUAAACUGUAUCAGUUAAAUACUGUAAUAGCACAAAAUAUGCUCUAUGCAAAAUUUGUGUCAAUUUGAAACCACAUAGUUGAUGUGGAUUGUUAAAGCUAUUUUAGAACAUUCUAGAUGUUCAGUGUCAAUGAGAGAUAUUUCACAUCUUUAUUAGAUUUGGGUGUUUUAGCAAGAGACCAGUCAUAAAAUUUAAUGCCUGGGAUCCAGAAGAAAAUGUCUUUUAUUGUUACAUUGGUAAAAUGCCGUGUUACUUCACUGUACCAAUUAGCAUUUUAUAACAGAGAAUCACCUGAGUGCUUCUCACUAAUUCCCAACCCCACCACAGUGCUGCACCUUGCCCAAGAAAAAGAAGGAAAUUAAGAAGUCAUUUGUUUCCUAAUAAUAGUGACAGAUAAUAUGCAUUGAGUUUUCUUCUUUACCAGGCAUGGUCAUGAGUAUUUGACAUGAGGACACUUAACAUGAGCAAGGAAUAAACUCUAGAAAAGCUACUUUAGCUGGGUCUUAAGUGUCUUAAAUUUAUUCCUUGCUCAUGUUAAGUCCCAUGGGAUGUUUCUGGUCAGGGGGCAGCUUCCUUGGUGGCUUGCUUUUUCUCAGUCUGUAGAGCCCUCUUUAUUGAAGGGGCACAUGGGAGGGGGGAAGGAAAUGUUUGCUCAUGGGCAGUUUCUCUGGGUCAGGCCUACAAGUGGUGUGUAUCCUUUCUGACCACAUUCUUUGAACCCAACUGUCCUAUGGUUACCUCACUGAAAGGGAUGUGUGGAAAUAUGUGCAGCUAUUUUCUGGGAGGAAGGGAAAGCCAGUUUUUUGAACAUUUAGCUGGUUUGCCAUAUCCAUGUAGUUUAUAACCCUCUUUGUGAGGAAAUAAAGUUGUCAAAAUGGCAAAUGAACUCAAAAGUAUCUCCGUGCACUGGCUGUCUUAACAUCUUUAAUUCCAUACCUCCAAUAUGAGUGUUAAAAUUUCCUCUAGCUUUUUAUUCCUGUGUUGCUUAGUAGAUAGGAAAGGACAUCAUUUAUGGCAAGAGGAGUUCUAACUUUUAUGCACUCUGCCACAUUCUCCUAUUCUCUAUUAGAGGAAUUGAGAGAAUGUUGUAUCUGAAUUCUUCUCUGUAAGAACAGCAAGUGAAAGCCCUUUUUUCCUUGACUUUGAAACCUUUUCUAGUUAUAGGACAGAAAGGGAAAAGCAAGGUUACAUUUUCUUCUUUUAUGGGAGAAACUGGAAAGUGGUUGGAGAUGUGAGAAUACAUUUUAAAAGCCUGGAGACAUUUUCUGAGUCUUCAUCUUCCUCCCUGGUAAGGUCAAAUGCUGUGAAUCUCCUACUUGUUAUCCCUUCUCUCAUGUUUCUUUUUCCUCCAAUCUUCUAGAAGGGACAGAGUGGGGAGAGAAUUGUGAGUUCAGCUUUUGAUUCAUACAAGUAGGUUAGUUUUAGAAGAUGUCUGGGAGAAACUCAGGAGAGAGAUUUGGGGUUAACCCAGGUAGAAAAGUUUGAAAUCAUGAGAUUGCCAGAGAGAGCAUGAAAAAAGGUAUCCAUAGACAUGAACCAGCUUGAGGAGUGCUACGGAUCUGAACAAGUCCCCUAAAAUUCAUACUUACUCACCAAUAUGAUGCUAUUAAGAGGUAGGGCCUUUAGGAGAUAAGGUCUUGCCUUCAUGAGUGGGAUUACUGACCUUUUAAAAGAGGUGUAAGGGAACUCUUCAUCCCUUUUGCUCAAAUGAUGUGAGGACAUGAUAUUUGUCCCCUGCUGGAGGAUGCAGCAACAAAGCACCAUCAUGGCAACACCACAACCCGGCCAGAUGCUGACCCCAGCACCUUAAUCUUGGACUUCUCAGCCUCUAGAACUGUGAAAUAAAUUUCUAAUUAUAAAUGACCUAGUCUAAGUUAUUUUGUUAAAGCAGCAAGAAAUGCUUAAGGCAAGGGGAAAGAAGUUUCUUUUCUUGUCUUUCCUAUCUUCAAACCCAAAACACUUGACUAGCAGUCUUAUUUCAGCACUUUCUGUUUCCUAUCACCUUUUAUUAUCACAUGCACCUUAUUUGGGGCCACACAUUACUUGAAAGUAGAGACUAUCUGAGUCAUCUUUGCAUUAAACCAUUCUCACAAAAUGCCUAAGAGUCGAGGAAUACUUUGCUGUAUCUAUUGAUGAAAAGUGAAAAUGUUGUUCCCUUUGAGGCACAUAAAUGUGCUAAGCACUGUACUCAAUGCAAAUAUUUAAUCUGUUCUGAUGUUCCUUUUUUACCCAACAAAUUGUUUCUCAUUUAUUCAUUAGCUGACAAUUGUUAAUUACCCUGGGGGAGCCAAAAGGGACAGCGUAAAGCAAGCAGGGUCAAUGACAGGGUCAAUGACAGUCCCUGUAUCAAAGGAAGGCUCCUUUGUUUCCCUUGAAAGUAAUAGCCUUCUCCUGGAAGCAGGCAAAACCCACCAGUACCCCAGAUUCUGACCACAUGUGAAUCAGUAAUACAAGUACUGAUUCGGAGGUCAAAUGAACCUGCAUACCCAGCUGUAGGCACGAUGCUCUGGAUACAAAAGAAUCCUUCGAGAUUCUGUUUGAUCAUGUCAAGAAAGUGCAAACCUAGGAGGAUGAUUGAACUUCAUCUCAGAGUUACUAUUGCUAAGAAUUUUGGAUUCAAAUGGGAAUGCGUAAGUCCUGGCCCUCCCACUUCUGGACUGCAUGAUCUUGAUUUCUCCAUCUGAGUUGGAUUAAAACACUGCCUACCUAAUGAGAUUAAGUUAGAGGCACUCGGGUUACUCUAUGUGUAAAUUGUGCUAAUUGCUUUUCCUUCUAAGUACAGAUUAUUGUUAUAACUCAGAUAGGCUCUCAAUAGAAAUUGCAGGGGGAAAAUGCCUAGAUAGAUGCACAUUGGAGGGUGAAGUAAAGAAGAGUCUCAGAAAAUCAUACGAGUAAAGUUAAAAUUGAUACAGUAUCUACUGUAAAUUGAAAUUGUAAGAGGUAAAAUAUCUAGAUUAUUGAUGCUAGGUAAUUUCACUUUAAAAACACAUUACUUCAAACCAUAAUGCUAGUGUAGAAGAUGUGGAGAUAAAAUAGAAGCAAACAUUUCUUAAGAAAGAAAGGAAGCAUGUAAAUCACAUGUCAGCUUUACAGUCAAGGCAGUAUGGAAAGAAAAAUACAUGCAAAAUUUAGUUUUUUCUGGGGCUGGGGUAUAGUUCAGUGCUUUCCUAGCAUACAUGAGGUCCUGAGUUUGAUUCUCAGUGCAGCCAAAAAUAUACAUACAUUUUUUCCCCUUAAAUCUUGAUCAACUUGAAGAUCUUAUUAAAUUGUAAGUUCAGUAAAAAUAUUUUUUAAAAAAUGGCAUUCUCAUUUCAUGAUUAACUCAUAAUUUAACCUUCAAAUUCUAAACAUUCACUACCAUUUACAUACUAGUUAUAUUUCUUAAACAUUUGGUAAGAGAUUUAAUAUUUUGAUUUAAUCCCCUAAAAGACUUGGGGACUUGACAUAUUUUUCUAAGUACCUUGACAUCUUUUCAUUACUCAACCAUACUUAGUCACAAAAUAGCAUAACAGUAUCAGAAGUUAGUCACUUGACUUCAAAGUCUUUGUACCACAAGCUCGCUCUUACUUUUAACAUCGUUUGUUACAUUUUCCUCCAUUUUAAGGUGAUAAUUUUAUUCAGCCAUAUGUUUAGAUGAAAACUUGGCCUCCUGACAUGUGCUACCAAACAAAAAACUAGAAACCGUGCACAUUCAAAUAUUAAGACAGCUACUAUACUGAUUUCUGUCUGAUAUUCGUCAAGAUAGUUCUUCUUUUUGGUCAACUUAAUGGCGGUGUAAUUUACAUACAAUUAAGUGUACUCAUUUUAACAGUGCCAUUCAACUAGCUUGAACAAAUUUAUACUCUAAUGUCAACCUCAAUCAAGAUAGAGAAGACUUUCUUCAUCAGAAAAGGCUUCAUUUCCCUCUGCUAUCAAUCUCACCCCAGUCCUAGGUAGCCACUGAUCUGCUUACUAUCACUGGAAGUUAAUUUUUCCUGUUUUAUUUAGAGUUUCAUUUAAAUUGAUUAAAACUGUGUGUACUCUUAUAUUUAGUUUCUUUAGUUUACCAUGUUUUGAGAAUCAUGGUGUUGUAUAUAUCUGUAGUUUGUGCCUUUUUAUUACUGAAUAGUAUUCCAUUGUGUGGUUAUCUGUUGAUGGAUGUUUGUUAUUUCCAAUCUGGAGUUAUGAAUAAAGCUGCUAUAAGCAUUUGUGUGCAA
Messenger RNA from Ictidomys tridecemlineatus (thirteen-lined ground squirrel), 6428 nucleotides. It is a transcript of the gene Sc5d, whose product is annotated as sterol-C5-desaturase. Lineage: Eukaryota; Metazoa; Chordata; Mammalia; Rodentia; Sciuridae. The record is from RefSeq and is a predicted model, not a curated record. Gene Ontology annotation, molecular function: oxidoreductase activity; iron ion binding. Gene Ontology annotation, biological process: lipid biosynthetic process.